Messenger RNA from Phytophthora nicotianae INRA-310, 639 nucleotides. RefSeq lists its product as hypothetical. The transcript has a single exon. The record is from RefSeq and is a predicted model, not a curated record. The coding region runs from base 1 to 639 and encodes 212 amino acids. Lineage: Eukaryota; Oomycota; Peronosporomycetes; Peronosporales; Peronosporaceae.
AUGGAGGAGGAGCUCGAGCGGUGGAUGCUGCAUGAUUGCAGCGCCUACCUUGACGCGCGCAGCCCGAACGAGAUGAAGCACUUGUUAGAGAGAUUCCGAGCGACGCUCGGCAAGAACGUCACGGUGACGCCCACCGUGACCAUCCGGUCUCUCGACCGAGUGUGGACGGCGUUUGUCAAGCGCUGGAACCUGAAGGGCUGCGAGGCUUACGAGUCGAUGCUGCAGAGGCGUGAAGCUGAUCAUGCUCGGUUGUCCGUCGGUGAUCUGGCUGCGCAGGUCUGUAGUCUGUCUCGGGAAGCAGGUCGCCGAUGCUGCGUCGCGCGCCUGGACGACGGGUGUCCGCGCUGUCGCGAGCGGGGUUUCUCGCGACCGGACCAUGAAAAGUGGCGUCGCGUUCUGGAGGCGGUGCCUGUUACUGGAGUGGAGAGGAAAGUGAUCGGGCGUUACCAGCAAACGCUGAAUGAGGCUAGGCGCGACGGGCGGCUGCGCCCUCUGCGCGAUCCGUCGCUGGUACGAGUGUGGAUGCUCCGUCCCCAGAGGGGCAGGGACAUGGGGAUAUCGUCCGUAGUUGACAGAGAAUGGGGUGAAUCCCGUCGAGGCAUGGAUAGCGUUGCUCAUGGUAAAUUUGACCAUCGGUAG